AUUAGGGGCAGCGGGGCUGCGGCCGCGGGGCAGGUUUGGUUGUGUUCCUCCUCCGCCUCCAUCCCCGCGGCUUCGGCGCUGCCUUUGCGUCCCCGCCAGUCCUCCUCCCGCUCCCCCGGGGCCUCCCGUCCCGGCGGGCGGCGGCGGCCCGUUGAUGUGAGGCGCGGCUCGGCGGCGGGGCGCGGAUGGCGACGGGGGCCAGUGCGGCGGCCGGGGGCCGCAGCUUCUCCUUCAAGGUGGUGCUGCUCGGGGAGGGCUGCGUGGGGAAAACCUCGCUGGUGCUGCGCUACUGCGAGAACAAGUUCAACGACAAGCACAUCACCACCCUGCAGGCAUCUUUUCUUACAAAGAAGCUAAAUAUUGGUGGAAAAAGAGUAAACCUUGCAAUAUGGGAUACAGCUGGUCAAGAAAGAUUUCAUGCAUUGGGGCCUAUCUACUACAGGGAUUCCAAUGGCGCUAUUCUAGUAUAUGAUAUAACAGAUGAAGACUCUUUUCAAAAGGUAAAAAACUGGGUUAAGGAAUUAAGAAAAAUGUUGGGAAAUGAAAUCUGUUUGUGUAUAGUAGGUAACAAAAUAGACUUGGAAAAAGAGAGACAUGUUUCAGUGCAAGAAGCAGAAAUGUAUGCUGAAUCUGUUGGAGCAAAACAUUAUCAUACUUCAGCUAAACAGAACAAAGGAAUUGAAGAACUGUUUCUUGACCUUUGUAAAAGAAUGAUAGAAACUGCUCAAGUGGAUGAAAGAGCAAGAGGCAAUGGUUCCAGUCAGUCAGGAAUGGCAAGGCGAGGUGUACAGAUCAUUGAUGAUGAGCCACAAGUACAGAGCACUGGAGGGUGCUGUUCUUCUGGAUAAUUAUAAAACUGUGCAUCACUGCCCUCUUGAUAUGAAGACUGCCAUAUUCCAAGUCACGCGUUCUUUACCAAUGGAGUAAUAGAAUUAACAGUAUUUAAAAAUAAUCACAUGUAACACUGCAGAGACCUUAAGUGCUAAACUAGUGGCAUCUGUGACCAGAGAAUUGGCAUUUUCUACAGUGGUUAACAAAGCAAUUACCAAUGGCCUUUUUACAUAUUUUUCUUUAAUGAGGAAUAAUAUGCAUGUAGAAAAGACCUACUUAAAGGCUUCAUUUAUAUUCUUUUAAAUCAGAUCAUUAUUUAAUAACUUAUAUACAUUGUUGUUGGAAUGGUAUACGUUUUUGCAGCUCUUUGUAUUUUGUGGUAGAUGGAAUUGUAUCACUUCUAAAAUGCAAAUUGAUUUUUUUUUUUUUUUUAAUUACCAAAUAUAUGAAGUAAUAUUUUUGCAGGGCCUCCACAAGCCUAUAACUCAACUACUUUGAUAUAUUCUGUUCAUCCUGUAUGCCAAGCUGGUAAAAUACAUUGUAAAUUACAUAUUAAAUAUUUUAUCUGCUUUUACAAUUGCAGGUGCAGAAAUAUGUACAUCAGUCUUGUCAGUGAUUGUGAAGUGAAUAAGUCAGUGAAAGAUGCAAGCUUUUCAUGUGUACUGUUGAAUUGCUCAUUCUAGUGCCCCUACCUGAAAACAGCUUUGUUUUGGGUACAUCCAUAGGUACAGCAAUUUUUUAAUCCAUUUCUGGCAAACAGCAGUAUUUAGAGUAUCCCCUUAUUGGGAAGAGAAUGUGUCUUUGGACUGCUGUUUAACAUUGAGGUGUUUGACUCCCAACUAAAACAGUUGAUGCAUGCAUAUACCUUGCCUCUGCAGUUACUUUGCCCUCUCAGAAUACCCCUUGAAAGUCAAAGCAACUUUAGCCCUCAUCUGUCUGGUAGCCAGUAAACCAGAUGCAUGGGAAAUUCUUUAGCUGUUUUAAUAUGUUUGUGUCCCAAGACAGCAUUAUAAACUAUUCGUGAACAUCAUUUUCCCCCCUGUUUUGCAGGGCUUGAGUGAACAACUUAAUUGGCAUUAACUAGAAUUGUUUCUGAUUUGGAGUGAUUAAAUGGAAGAUGUGAAACUUGCCAGAUGUAGCUGUAACUUUGGGGAUUCUAGGCAGAAUUGAACUUAUUCCUGACUUACUCUUUCUCCUGUAAAGUGUUUUGAAGCCUACUUAAGUUUUGGGAAGACACUUUUCAGGAAAAAAUGUAUGAACUACUAUCACAAAGAAACACAAGAUGGUAGUACCUGAAACUUCAAAAUGUUUUGUGCUCUGACUUUUUUUUACUUAAGUUGUCAUGCUUGGAGAAACAGUAAAGGUGAUGUCUAUGACAAAGCAGAAUAUCCUUGGCCUUCCUUUUCCUGAAAGGUAGAAUUAGUAUGGCAUAUGAAUGCAUUGAAUGGUGUGGGUAUGUUCUGAUACACAAAAAGAGUAGUAGUAGCUAAUUAGUCUGUGUAAGAGAAGUGUGCUGUCUUGAAUCUGAUUUUAUUUUCUCUGAAAUAAUAGAUGGCUUUCAUACAGACUGA
This is a messenger RNA of Pipra filicauda (Wire-tailed manakin), 2402 nucleotides long. RefSeq names its product RAB21, member RAS oncogene family (gene RAB21). Gene Ontology annotation, molecular function: GTPase activity; GTP binding. The coding region runs from base 186 to 848 and encodes 220 amino acids. Lineage: Eukaryota; Metazoa; Chordata; Aves; Passeriformes; Pipridae. The transcript has 7 exons. Gene Ontology annotation, biological process: Rab protein signal transduction. The record is from RefSeq and is a predicted model, not a curated record.